Messenger RNA from Paramuricea clavata, 687 nucleotides. NCBI's taxonomy places the organism in Eukaryota, Metazoa, Cnidaria, Anthozoa, Malacalcyonacea, Plexauridae. The record is from the annotation of a GenBank genome assembly.
AUGCUUAUCGGUAGUGGUCCACGCUUAUCAAGAUUGUCCACGUCCUUAGUAACAUCCGUUGGAGAUGCACCCCUGGAAGAAGUGGAGUCAUACAAGUAUCUUGGCGUAAUGAUAAGUAAUAACUUGACAUGGCACGAUCACAUCGAAUUUAUUAAAUCUAAGAUUAAUAAGAAGCUGGGACUACUAAAGCGUAUUAAGAACUAUUUACCGUUACAUAGUAGAAUAUUAUUUUAUAAUUCUUAUAUUUUGCCAUCUUUUGACUAUGCUGACACAGUAUGGGGAGACAGAGGGAAUGAAACCCUUAUGGCAGAUUUACAAAUCUUACAGAAUAAGGUAGCACGUAUAAUUUUGGACCUGGAUUACGGAUUAUCAGCCAGUUCUGCUUUGAAGAAGUUGGCUUGGAAAGAUCUAAAGACCAGGAGGAUUGUUAACCGUUUGAUAUUGAUUUAUAAAUGUGAGAAUAAUCUUUUCUCUUAUAAUUUUGAAAUCACAUAUCAUCAGGAUAUGCAUGCUUAUAACACUAGGUCUAAGUGUAACAUACGUAAAUUAGCAGCGAGACAUAAAUGGGGACAUUGGACAACGGUCAAUUUUGCCAGCAAUGACUGGAAUGAAUUGCCCCAAGAAAUUCGUGAAGCAAAAGACCUUCAAACUUUUAAAGUCUACUUAAAUAGCUUUAUUGAUACCUAG